GCCUGAUAUUUCCUGUGUCAGAGGGACACGGCCAACGUGUGGCCCCUUCCAGGCUGUCAGCCGCGCUCCAGCCACUGCCGCGAGCCGGUCUGCUCCUGCCCUGCCGGUGCGCUCCCCGCAGCAGCCCUCCGCCCAGCCCCAGCGCCCGCGCCUGUCGUCGAUGCCCGCGGGGAGGAGGAUGGAGAUGCUCUCUGCCGCCAGGGUCCCUGCGCUGCUGCUCUGCCUGGGUUUCCAUCUUCUACAGGCAGUCCUCAGUACAACUGUGAUUCCAUCAUGUAUCCCAGGAGAGUCCAGUGAUAACUGCACAGCUUUAGUUCAGACAGAAGACAAUCCACGUGUGGCUCAAGUGUCAAUAACAAAGUGUAACUCUGACAUGAAUGGCUACUGUUUGCAUGGACAGUGCAUCUACCUGGUGGACAUGAGUCAAAAUUACUGCAGGUGUGAAGUGGGUUAUACUGGUGUCCGAUGUGAACACUUCUAUUUAACCGUCCACCAACCUUUAAGCAAAGAAUAUGUGGCUUUGACCGUGAUUCUUAUUAUUUUGUUUCUUAUCAUAGUUGUUGGUUCCACAUAUUAUUUCUGCAGAUGGUACAGGAAUCGAAAAAGUAAAGAACCAAAGAAGGAAUAUGAGAGAGUUACCUCAGGGGAUCCAGAGCUGCCGCAAGUCUGAAUGGCGCUGUCAAACUUAUGGAUAACAAGUUUGACAGGGAUAUGGCAGGGAUAACAGUGUGCCUGGUUAAUAUUAAUAUUUCCACUUUGUUAAUAAUAUUUAUGUUGGGUCAAGUGUUAGGUCAAUAACACUGUAUUUUAAUAUACUUGAAAAAUGUUUUUAUUUUUGUUCUAUUUUUGACAGACUAUUUGCUAAUGUAUAAUGUGCAGAAAAUAUUUAAUAUCAAAAGAAAAUUGAUAUUUUUAUAAAAGUAAUUUCCUGAGCUAAAUGCUUCAUUGAAAGCUUCAAAGUUUAUAUGCCUGGUGCACAGUGCUUAGAAGUAAGCAAUUUCCAGGUCAUAGCUCAAGAAUUGUUAGCAAAUGACAGAUUUCUGUAAGCCUACAUAUACAGUCAAAUCGAUUUAGUAAGUAUUUUUUUCUACUCAAAUCAAUGAUAAUUGGUUUGACUGUACCAGGGUUUGAUAUGUUAGUUGGCACCAUGGUGUCACAUAUUAAAACAGUAAUGCAAUUGGAAUUUGGGAAAAGCAAAUAUAGGUCCUGUGUUAAACACUACACAUUUGAAACAAGCUAACUCUGGGAGACUCUAUGGUCUCUUCACUCAGGUCUCAGCUCUAACUGUUGUAUGAGGGGCAGUGGACCGUUCCCUAUGCCAGUUCACGACUCCUACAUGUACUAGUCACUCAUCUACCGGAUUCUGCCUAUGUAAAAUGAAUUGAACAACAAUUUUCUGUAAUAUUGUAUUUAAGUAGUGGGCAUUUCAUAGCUUCACAAUGGUCCUUUUUUUUGUAUAUUACAACAUUUGUGUGAGGUAAUUAUUGCUCAACAGACAAUUAGAAAAAAGUCCACACUUGAAGCCUAAAUUUGUGCUUCUUUUUAGGAUAUUUCUUUUUAUAGGUACUUUGCUGAAUUCUAACAUUAAAUCACAGUCCAAAAUUUGAUGGACUAAUUAUUAUUUUUAAAUAUAUGAAAACAAUAAUUCUACAUGUUGUCUUAAGACAUGUUGUCUUUUAUUCAAGAAAGUUUUAACUUUAAAACAGCUCAGGAAAUGGCUUCUUCUAGAAUGUAAAGUUAUGUAUUUAAAGUUGUAUCUGGACAUAGGAAAUGGGAAAAAACUUAAAAAUUGAUAUAGUGUAUUUUUCCAAAUGAAAAUCUCAAUCAAAAGCGUUUAAAAUGUAGAAACCUAAACACACCUUCCUGUGGAGGCUGAGGUGAAAACUCGGGGUCAUUUUUCUGACAUUUGUUUAUUUUUUGGAAGAGACAAAGAUUUCUUCUGCACUCUGAGCCCAUAGGUCUCAGUGAGCUAACAGGAGUAUUUUUGGGCUAUUGCAUAAGGAGCCACUGCUGCCACCACCUUUGGAUUUUAUGGGAGGCUGCUUCAUCGAAUGCUAAACCUUUGAGUAGAGUCUCCCUGGAUCACAUACCAGGUCAGGGAGGAUCUGUUCUUCCUCCAUUUUUAUCCUGGCAUGUGCUACGGCAAUGAAGACAUAAUAAGCCAUGGCUGACCUCUGGAGCACCAGAUGCCAGGACUUGUCUCCAUGUGUAUCCAUGCAUUAUAUACCCUGGUGCAAUCACACGACUAAAGUCAUCUAAAGUCCUGGCCCUGCCCUUACUAUUAGGAAAAUAAACAGACAAAAACAAGUAAAUACAUAUAUUCACAUACAUAUUGUAUGUAUAUUCAUAUACAAACAUGUAUGUAUACAUGACCUUAAUGGAUCAUAGAACUGCAGUCAUUUAUUGCUCUAUUAACCAUUUAUAUAAAACUUAAAAACAAGAGAAAAGAAAAAUCAAUUGAUCUAAAAAGUUAUUUCUGUUUCCUGUUUAAUAUAGCUGAAGUCAAAGUAUGUAAGAACACAUUUUAAGUACUCUACUUACAGUUGGCCCUCUGUGGUUAGUUCCACAUCUGUGGAUUCAACCAACCAAGGAUGGAAAAUACUUAAAAAA
Molecule: messenger RNA, 2610 nt
Organism: Piliocolobus tephrosceles (Ugandan red Colobus)
Lineage: Eukaryota; Metazoa; Chordata; Mammalia; Primates; Cercopithecidae
Gene: EREG
Product: epiregulin
Exons: 5
Coding region: 161-670 (169 amino acids)
Biological process (GO): positive regulation of cell population proliferation; positive regulation of mitotic nuclear division; epidermal growth factor receptor signaling pathway
Molecular function (GO): epidermal growth factor receptor binding; growth factor activity
Source: RefSeq, a predicted model, not a curated record